UGUUAUUACUUAAUAAAUUCUUUCAACAUGGUUUAAAUAGAGUUUAUCACUACUGUUUUUUUGUGUGAAAUCACGUUUUUAAAAUAUAAUUUUAACUAAAAAAAAUUAUUUAUACACAAAAAAAAAUGCUUUUUUUUAUUUCAAUAAUUUUUUUAUAUUGCUUAAAAUUGAAUGGUGCUGACCCUAUCGUAAGAUAUCAACCAGAACAAAUUCAUCUGUCAUUUGGUGAAUCUGAAAGUGAAAUAGUUGUUACAUGGUCCACACACAAUAAUACAAGUGAAUCAAUUGUAAAAUAUGGAAUAAAUGGUCCAAUUCUUCAAGCCAUUGGUAGUUCAACUAUAUUUGUUGAUGGUGGAGAUCUUCACCGUUCACAAUAUAUUCAUAGGGUGAAACUUAAUAACUUGCAACCUUCAUCUCAAUAUGUUUAUCACUGUGGAAGUAAUAAAGGCUGGUCAGCUCAAUAUUCAUUUAAAACUAUUCCAAGUGAUGAUAAUUGGUCACCAAGCCUUGCUUUUUUUGGUGAUAUGGGCAAUGUCAAUGCACAAUCACUUCCUAGAAUACAAGAAGAAACUCAAAGAGGACUAUUUGACAUGAUACUUCAUAUUGGUGACUUUGCAUAUGAUAUGGAUAGUGAAAAUGCAAAAGUUGGAGAUGAAUUUAUGCGUCAACUUGAACCUGUUGCUGCCUAUGUUCCUUACAUGACUUGCCCAGGAAACCAUGAACAAAAAUAUAAUUUUAGCAAUUACAAAGCUCGUUUUAGCAUGCCUGGAAAAUAUGAGAACAUGAUGUAUAGUUUCAAUUUGGGACCAGCUCAUUUUAUUAGCAUUUCUACGGAGUACUAUUACUUUUUGAAUUAUGGAAUCAAACCUUUAGUGACACAAUAUGAAUGGCUUGUCAAUGACCUUAAAGAAGCUAACAAACCUGAAAUUCGUAAACUUAGACCUUGGAUAAUUGUUUAUGGACAUCGUCCAAUGUAUUGUUCAGAUGCUGAUAAAGAUGAUUGUACAUAUCAUGAAACAAUUACUAGAGUUGGUCUGCCUUUAUUGCAUUGGUUUGGAUUAGAACAACUAUUUUAUGAUAAUGGAGUUGACUUAUGUCUAUGGGGGCAUGAACACACUUAUGAAAGGAUGUGGCCAGUAUUUGAUCAUCGUGUAUACAAUGGAACCAUUUUUGAACCCUAUACUAAUCCUGGAGCUCCUGUACAUAUUACAUCGGGUUCAGCUGGGUGUCAAGAAAGAACUGAUACUUUUAUUCCAAAUCCACCAGAAUGGUCUGCCUUAAGAAGUAGUGAUUAUGGUUAUAGUAGAAUGAAGAUCUACAACAAUACCCAUUUAUACACAGAACAAGUAUCAGAUGAUAAGGAAGGUGAAGUCAUAGAUCAUAUGUGGUUAAUUAAGACUGCACAUAAACCAUAUAGCAUACCUAGUUUAAAAAAAAUUGUUUGAUAAUUGACCUAUGUAAUAUUGUAAAUAAUUUACUAGUUUAUAUUUGUUUAUUCAUUUAUUACAUUUAUUGCAAAUUAAGUUAAAACUAUGUAAAAUAUAUAAUAUUAUUAUAUAGUUUUAUGUCA
This is a messenger RNA of Daktulosphaira vitifoliae (grape phylloxera), 1570 nucleotides long. RefSeq names its product acid phosphatase type 7. Gene Ontology annotation, molecular function: metal ion binding; acid phosphatase activity. Lineage: Eukaryota; Metazoa; Arthropoda; Insecta; Hemiptera; Phylloxeridae. Bases 126 to 1445 code for a protein of 439 amino acids. The transcript has 9 exons. The record is from RefSeq and is a predicted model, not a curated record.